Messenger RNA from Phoenix dactylifera (date palm), 1956 nucleotides. The record is from RefSeq and is a predicted model, not a curated record. NCBI's taxonomy places the organism in Eukaryota, Viridiplantae, Streptophyta, Magnoliopsida, Arecales, Arecaceae.
AUGGGCGGGUUCCCAACAACCUUUGCUUGGGUUUCAGUUUCUCAGAGCUACCGAGGUAUUGAGCUCGUCAAGGACAUCAUGGAAAAAGUAAUGAGAAUCAAAAAGAAGAAAGAAGACUUAGAGCAGAUGGGUGAAAAAGAAAGAAAUGCAUCCAUUCUUCCUAAUGGAAACAACGGUAGCAGAAUACUGCUUACUACACGUAACAUUGAGGUUGCAAGACAUGCCGAGCCAUGGAUUCCUCCACAUGAACUGCACCUUUUAGACGACACGGAGAGCUGGAAUCUCUUCCGUAGGAAGGCAUUUCCACCAAAACAAGAUGUCCCAACUGAUUUGGAGGCAUUGGCCCAGAAGCUUGCAAAGAAGUGUGGUGGACUUCCUCUUGCACUGGUGGUGUUAGGGGCCCUUCUGUCAAAGGAAGAUCGCAGCUACCAUGAGUGGUCGAGAGUAGCUCAGACUUGCCACCAAAUAUUGGGUUUAAGUUACAAUGACUUGCCGUCCCGGUUAAAACCAUGUUUUCUAUACAUUGCUGCGUUUCCAGCGGACUCUAUUAUCUCUGUUUCCAAAUUAGUUAGGUUGUGGGUCGCCGAAGGUUUCAUGCUGCAAGAGAAGCGACAGACAAUGGAAGACACCGCAUGGGAUUGGUUGGAUGAGUUGGUGCAGAGGUGCAUGAUCCAAGUUGUCCGGAGAAGCAAGGCUCGUGGGCGGGUUAGCCACAUACGCAUCCAUGAUCUGUUGCGUGACUUUGGCCUUGAAGAAGCCAAAAAGGAUGAAUUUCUUCAAGUUUGCAGCAGUGACAACAUGGCAGUAUCUGAUAGUAUAUCAAGUCAUCGUGCAGCUUUCUAUCGUAUAAAUGAGGAGGCUGUUGUUUUCUCACGGCAACUCCGGAAUUUGCUGGGCUUCAGUUUAAUUUUGACUAAUGAGGGAAGAUUUUUGAAUGGGUUAAACUUAUUAAGGGUGCUGGAUCUGGAGGGCGCAAGAGAUCUUGAGGAGUUACCGAAACAGAUCGGCAGCAUGAUUCAUCUACAAUACCUGGGAUUGAGAGGAACUGGUUUGACAAGACUGCCAUCCUCCAUCCGACAUCUCCUGAAUCUGCAGACUAUGGAUGUGAGAGAGACCCAAAUUUUAUGGAUUCCGAAAUCAUUUUGGAAAAUCCGGACGCUGAGGCAUGUCUAUAUUAAUAUAAAUAUGUUUCUAAGUGCACCGAUAAGUGGUGAUCACAAGAACUUGCAGACUCUGCAAAUCGAGAAGUUUGAAUUUGGUCUGGAUGCUAUGGAUAUGGUCCGUUUACUAGGCAUAAGAUUCAUCAAAAAAUGGGUUACUACACCAGGCUUUACUAGGGAGGCGAUUUACAAAGCAUGUUGUAGAACUUAUGGAGAAUCACUCAGAAAAGCACUCGAGAAAAUGGGCAGUCUCCUCUCCUUGAAUCUGAAAUUUUCUCCAAUCCCUGGGGACGUCCUUUUUGCUCGGGCACCAAACCUGCACCAGCUCCGUUCAUUGAAGCUGGAUGGAAAGUUGGUACUCGAACAACAGGAGCAGCUCCCAGACUGCAGUCAAUUCCUACCAAACCUUACCAAGCUCAAAUUAAGCAUAACCCAAUUGAAGCAAGACCCAAUGCCGGUGCUGGAGAAGCUUCCGAGCCUCAGUUUUCUUGAAGUGGAAAUAAAUGCAUUCGUAGGGAAGAGCAUGUUGUGUUCUGCAGGUGGCUUUCCUCGACUGCAACACUUGAUAUUAGAAAGUCUCCCCAAUUUAGAGGAAUGGAGAGUAGAGGCUGGGGCGAUGCCCAGCCUUACCCACUUAACUAUCUGGAACUGCAAAAAGUUGAAGAUGCUUCCUGAGGGAUUGCAGCACGUGACCACACUUCGAGAACUGAAGUUGAAUCUCAUGCCCCGUGAGUUCAAUGACAGGGUCAGAUGUAAGGUCCGACACAUUCCCUCCAUUAUUUUCGAAGAUGAGUGA